Molecule: messenger RNA, 351 nt
Organism: Fusarium mangiferae
Lineage: Eukaryota; Fungi; Ascomycota; Sordariomycetes; Hypocreales; Nectriaceae
Exons: 2
Coding region: 1-351 (116 amino acids)
Source: RefSeq, a predicted model, not a curated record
AUGGCUCGCUAUCGACACAAAGCAUCACGGGCUCGCACACGACGCGAGGAGCAGAGAAUAACCAAACAGCGCAGUCGUCGACUGCAGUUGAAGAACGAGCAAUGUGUAGUUGGAACUCUGAAGAACUCAAGCCCAUUAAAGUCUCUAGGUGAUUCUGGCGGAUGUGAAUACCUGCAUUUUGUGAAUAAAAACCAAUACUCUCUCCAGGAUAGUGACGGGAGCAACGUCGGUUGGGACAAGGUCAUUUUCAAGAAAGGAUUUGAUGUUCAGGAUAUUAACAAGCUAGCGAAGGAGGUGGUUGGAAAGAUCCUGCGCCAGUUAGAGAAGCAGUAUUCUGCAGGCGAAAUAUAA